AUGAUUCUCACACGAAGACCAUUGCUCUCUGCCAAGGCGAACUUCGAAUCUGCGGCAUGUCUACUCUGUCAAUGGCGCUCUUUCAGCUCUUCAUAUCGGCACUUAGCUGAGAAGCCAAGCACCUCAAAAGGCCCUCCUUCUCCGUCCGUCCCUCCUACACUAGGUGCAGCUGCGCCAACUCCUCCAACCCCUCCUCCAUCCCCACUCGAAGGUGCCCCGCGAGCAUACGGUCAGAAUGUCGACGAGUUCACACCUAAGCCUUUGAAUCGACCUAUUGGGCUACCGAAUCCGCCGCUUGCUGGGGAGAAUAGUGGCAAGGAUACAAGGACGCUACAGCAGAGGAGAGAUGACUUUGUGGAUUAUGACAAACAUUUGGAAAGGAGGAAAGAAUUAACACACAAAGUAGCCAAACCCUACUUCCGAGAAUGGAGCAACAUGCGUUUCAGCAAAGGGAAAUCCUUCCUCGCCCCACCCGGACUCUUCAGAGCCGAACGAGCCCUCUUCUUCCCCAACCUCCAGGGUCAAACUCUACUCAAAGACAAGAAGAUCCGAGAUACCACGCCCGUUUUCCAGGAUAAGGUGUCUAUUGUUAGCACAUUCAACACGCAGUGGGCAGAAAACCAGGUCAAUACAUUCGUAUCGGAGAAGGAGAAUCCGGAAUUACAAGAGGUGGUGAAAGGUAGUGGGGGAGUGGCGCAGAUGGUGCAGAUUAAUCAUGAGCCAAACUGGAUGAAGGCUAUGAUUGUCAAGUUCUUCAUGUAUAAUCUGAGGAAGCAGCGGGCGCCCGAGGACUGGGGACGGUAUUUCUUGGUCAGGAAAGGGUUUACUGAGGAGAUGAGGGAGGAGAUUGGAUUGCUGAAUAGCAAGGUUGGGUAUACAUACCUGCUGGAUGGAAAUUGUAGGAUUAGAUGGGCAGGGAGCGGAAAAGCUGAGGGUGAAGAGAAGGAGGGACUUGUGAAGAGUGUGAGACGGCUGGUUGAAGAGGCAAACACGAAACGGAAAGAGAGGCCUAUGCUGCCUCGAAAGCAAGCGAUCGAGGCAAAAUCGGUCCAUAACCAAAAGGACGUUGCCUCGACGGCAUGA
Molecule: messenger RNA, 1083 nt
Organism: Lachnellula hyalina
Lineage: Eukaryota; Fungi; Ascomycota; Leotiomycetes; Helotiales; Lachnaceae
Gene: ATP10
Product: Mitochondrial ATPase complex subunit
Exons: 2
Coding region: 1-1083 (360 amino acids)
Biological process (GO): mitochondrial proton-transporting ATP synthase complex assembly
Cellular component (GO): mitochondrial inner membrane
Source: RefSeq, a predicted model, not a curated record